Antechinus flavipes (yellow-footed antechinus) is the source of this 1111-nucleotide messenger RNA. RefSeq names its product filaggrin-2-like. Gene Ontology annotation, molecular function: transition metal ion binding; calcium ion binding. Gene Ontology annotation, cellular component: keratohyalin granule; cornified envelope. Lineage: Eukaryota; Metazoa; Chordata; Mammalia; Dasyuromorphia; Dasyuridae. The record is from RefSeq and is a predicted model, not a curated record. The transcript is spliced from 3 exons. The coding region runs from base 14 to 1111 and encodes 365 amino acids. Gene Ontology annotation, biological process: establishment of skin barrier.
AUUGUGCACCAAGAUGUCUCAUCUCUUGACAAGCAUCUCCAACAUCUUAGAUAUUUUCUACAAAUAUUGUGGCCAAGAUGAGGAAUAUGACACAAUGAGCCAAAGUGAACUGAAGGAAUUUCUGGAAAAUGAGCUGCAAUGUAUUCUGAAGAAUCCAAGUGAUCCAGACAUUGUGGAUGAAUUCAUGCUUAAUAUAGAUGAAGAUAAUAACAGGAGAGUAGACUUUACUGAGUUCCUAUUGCUGAUAUUCAAAUUGACAAUGGCCUUCAACAAAACUUUCAAGAAGACAUAUUAUGAAGGUCAAAAUCAUUGUGACAAAGAGACAGAAAAGGAAGAAGAGGAAGAAGAAAACAACUGGGAAUCAGAAUCUGAAGAGGAACAUGAGGAAACCAGAAAACAGCCAUCAAAGGGAACACAGAAAGUCAGAUAUAGGCAGAGCAAGGUAAGGAAGGAAGUGGACGAAUCUUUACUGUGCUCAGAGAAAUUAUAUCGUACGUCAAAUUUAAACAACUCAAGAAAGAGUGAUGAAGCUGAAUAUGCAUCCAGCUCAUGCAAAUGGAGAGGAAGAAGACAGAAUUCAAGGACAAGCCCCUCCAGACUGUAUGGAGGAGAAGAAUACAAAGCAGACUCUGAAAAUAUAAAUGCAUGUAGUGGAAUAAGAUACAAAUACAAGAAGAGACAAAAUGAUGGAUUAAAGAAAAAAGGAAAUGAAUAUGUAAGAAAGAACCAUUCAGUCACUUUUGAAGAAGAAAGUGAAAAAUGGUUUAAGUCUGAAAGUUCAGAAGAAGACAGUUCUACCUCUGAUUCAGGCACAGAAUCCUGCACAGAAUAUGGAUCGGGUCAAAAAUCAGGACAGAGAAAACAGAAAUCUACAUCAGGUCAAAAAAUCAACUCAAAGAGAUAUAGAAGAGAAUCAGGCAAUCAAGAAGGUAUGGAAAACACAGUACAAGAUCAGGACAGUCAUCGAAGACCCAGGGACAUGGAACUACUUCUGGUGACAGGUCCAGCAGCAGUGGAAGACAAGAUCAAAGUUCCAAACUAUCCUCCAGCUCUGGUCAACAUGACUCAGGCUCCAGAUCUGGCUCUGGAUCCUGCUCAGGAUCAGGUUUAG